Molecule: messenger RNA, 1697 nt
Organism: Megalops cyprinoides (Indo-Pacific tarpon)
Lineage: Eukaryota; Metazoa; Chordata; Actinopteri; Elopiformes; Megalopidae
Gene: spred3
Product: sprouty related EVH1 domain containing 3
Exons: 6
Coding region: 93-1697 (534 amino acids)
Biological process (GO): negative regulation of MAPK cascade; multicellular organism development
Cellular component (GO): membrane
Molecular function (GO): protein kinase binding
Source: RefSeq, a predicted model, not a curated record
CGCGCGCGCGCGUGUGUGUUGGGAGAGAGGGGGGAUAAAAAAGACAGGAGACCGGGGGGCAGCAGGCUCGAAGCGGCGGGCGACACCAAGCCAUGGAGGGCGAUGUGCGUGUUCGCGCAGUGGUGAUGACACGUGACGACUCUAGUGGCGGGUGGGUGCCCCUGGGAGGUGGCGGCCUCAGUCAUGUGAUCAUCUGUAAGGGGCGGAGUCCGGAGGACAAGGGGCGGAGAGACUACGUCAUCCGCGGAGAGAGGCUGCGCGAUCGAGCACCAGUGCUGGAGUGUGCAGUGCAGAGGGGGCUGGUCUACAACAAGGUGAACCCCAUUUUCCAUCAUUGGCGUGUGGAGGACAGGAAGUUUGGCUUGACAUUCCAGAGUCCGGCGGAUGCCAUCUCGUUUGAGCGAGGGCUCCACAGCGUCAUCGACAGGCUGGACAGAGAGUCAGAUUCCCCUUCCCCCUCCACUCCAGAAGAGGGAGACACCGAAGACGAUGGCCAGGCUUCUCACACAGAUAGUGAGUCGUCCUCCAACAGCAGGAAGGAAAUGCUGCCGAAACCCAUCACCAUAGUGACCAGUGAGUCCUCUUCCACCUGUUUUGUGAGAUCUGCUGCAGAGGAUUUUGGGUAUGGAGCUGGACACACAGUGCCCACACAGACCCCUGCUCAGAUCCACACUCGGCCCGUGCAGCAUCAGCCCUCACAAGUAACUGCUAUCGUGAACCCCCCGGCGCCCCCGCCCCCUCCACCUGCUCCCCCCACCCCUACUGUCCCGGCCCCUACUCCUUCUCCUCUCUCCCCCCUCUCCCCGACUCUCUCUCUGCUGGAGGAGGGUGACCUGCGGAGCCUGGACCCCUGCAAGGACCUGUGGGGCUCACGGGGAUACGAGGAUUACCGGCGUGCGGGGGCGGCGCGGACUGCCAUCGGGGGGCUGGGGGGCGGAGUGAUCGUGGGAGGGGGCGGCUCGCAAGACAAGUCCGAGCUGUGCGUGGUGCGCUUUGAGAAGGAGCUGGCGGGCGUCGGGGUCACGGGGUGCGAGGUGAUGGUGACUCUGGACAGCAAAGGCUCGCAGCGCCACUCCUCUUCCUCGCCCACCUGCAUGUCCAACCCCAACGCCGUGUCGGGCGCGCCGGGGGUUGGGGGCUCGCCCCAGGACGCCGGCAAGGGCUCCCCCUCCCCAUGCUGCAUCCACACCUCCCUCGCCACGCCCCGGUCACGGACUCGGAAAAGAGGCGGAGGGGGCGGCGGAAGUGACUGCGGGCUGGGCCUGGGGGGCUCCUCCGCCGCGGGCGGGGCCAUCUCCCCCGACGACGACAGCCCCUGCCCCCAGGCCUCGUCGUCCUGCUCGUCCCGCUGCGUGUACUGCCGCUCCGUCUUCAGCGCCUCGGAGAACGGGCGGGGCCGGUGCCGGGACGCCCCGGACCCCGCCCUGCACUGCCUGCGCCAGUGGACGUGCGUGUGGUGCGCGGAGAGCCUCCUCUACCACUGCAUGUCGGACUCGGAGGGCGAGUUCUGGGAGCCCUGCUCGUGCGAGGACUCGCUGGGGGGCCGGCCGCACCCGCUGUGCUGCGCCCGCUGGAUGGCGCUCCUCGCCCUCUCCCUCUUCGUGCCCUGCAUGUGCUGCUACCUGCCCCUGCGUGCCUGCCUGCGCUGCGGGGAACGGUGCGGCUGCUGUGGGGGCAAGCACAAGGCGGUGCGGUGA